Molecule: messenger RNA, 2425 nt
Organism: Neofelis nebulosa (Clouded leopard)
Lineage: Eukaryota; Metazoa; Chordata; Mammalia; Carnivora; Felidae
Gene: ESRRA
Product: estrogen related receptor alpha
Exons: 7
Coding region: 311-1624 (437 amino acids)
Biological process (GO): regulation of DNA-templated transcription
Cellular component (GO): nucleus
Molecular function (GO): DNA-binding transcription factor activity; steroid binding; zinc ion binding
Source: RefSeq, a predicted model, not a curated record
GUAAGGAGGUGGAGCCGCGUCCGCGGGUGGGCAGGGGAUUGGCAUGCUUGGGCAGGAGGGGCGGUGUGUCAGGUGUGGAAAGGCUCUGAGUGUGUUCCCAGAAGUCUAUGCCAGUGUGUGUCAGUGUGGGGGGCAUGGUGAGUGGGAGUGAGUUUGUGUGUGUGGGGUGAUUGUGAGCCUUGAGUGUGACUUUGUUUAUGGGGUGUGAACUUUGGGGGGAGUGUGUGAAGAUUAAUGGGAGCACGAGUGAGAGGUGGGGUUUGGGGAAGGCCAUGGGUGAGGCGUGGGAAGUGCCCCGCAGAGAGUGAGCAUGUGUGAGCAUGUGAAGACACCUAGAACCCAGGUGACCAGCGCCAUGUCCAGCCAGGUGGUGGGCAUUGAGCCUCUCUACAUCAAGGCAGAGCCAGCCAGCCCCGACAGCCCAAAGGGUUCCUCGGAGACCGAGACCGAGCCCCCAGUGGCCCUGGCCCCUGGCCCAGCUCCCACCCGCUGCCUCCCAGGCCACAAGGAAGAGGAGGAUGGGGAGGGGGCUGGGCCUGGCGAGCAGGGUGGUGGGAAGCUGGUGCUCAGCUCCCUGCCCAAACGCCUCUGCCUGGUCUGUGGGGAUGUGGCCUCCGGCUACCACUAUGGUGUGGCGUCCUGUGAGGCCUGCAAAGCCUUCUUCAAGAGGACCAUCCAGGGGAGCAUCGAGUACAGCUGUCCGGCCUCCAACGAGUGCGAGAUCACCAAGCGGAGACGCAAGGCUUGCCAGGCCUGUCGCUUCACCAAGUGCCUGCGGGUGGGCAUGCUCAAGGAGGGAGUGCGUCUGGACCGUGUGCGGGGAGGGCGCCAGAAGUACAAGCGGCGGCCAGAGGUGGACCCACUGCCCUUCCCGGGCUCCUUCCCUGCAGGACCCCUGGCGGGAGCUGGAGGCCCUCGGAAAACCGCCCCAGUAAAUGCACUGGUGUCCCAUCUGCUGGUGGUUGAGCCUGAGAAGCUGUAUGCCAUGCCUGACCCAGCGGGCCCUGACGGACACCUCCCGGCCGUGGCUACCCUCUGUGACCUCUUUGACCGAGAGAUCGUGGUCACCAUCAGCUGGGCCAAGAGCAUCCCAGGCUUCUCGUCACUGUCCCUGUCUGACCAGAUGUCAGUGCUGCAGAGCGUAUGGAUGGAGGUCUUGGUGUUGGGCGUGGCCCAGCGCUCGCUGCCACUGCAGGAUGAGCUGGCCUUCGCCGAGGACCUGGUCCUGGAUGAAGAGGGAGCGCGAGCAGCCGGCUUGGGGGAACUAGGGGCUGCCCUGCUGCAGCUGGUGAGGCGACUACAGGCCCUGAGGCUGGAGCGUGAGGAGUAUGUCCUGCUGAAAGCCCUGGCCCUUGCCAAUUCAGACUCUGUGCACAUCGAGGAUGCCGAGGCCGUGGAGCAGCUGCGAGAAGCUCUACACGAGGCCCUGCUGGAGUACGAAGCAGGCCGGGCAGGCCCCGGAGGGGGUGCCGAGCGGCGGCGGGCAGGCAGGCUGCUGCUCACAUUACCACUCCUUCGCCAGACAGCGGGCAAAGUGCUGGCCCAUUUCUAUGGGGUGAAGCUGGAGGGCAAGGUGCCCAUGCACAAGCUCUUCUUGGAGAUGCUCGAGGCCAUGAUGGACUGAGGCAAGGGGUGGGCAUGGGUGGGGGUGCUGGCAGGACCCGCCCAGUAUGGGGUCAGCCCCAAGGGGGCAGAGCUGGGGUCUGGGCAGAGCCACAGCCUGCUGGCAGGGCCAGGGCAAUACCAUCAGCCCCUGGGAGCAGGCCCUACGCCCUCCCCUCCCCCCCUCCCAGGGGGUCUUAGAAGCUGGGAACGUGUGUGUCCAGGCUCUGGGCACAGUGCUGUCCCUUGCAAGCCAUAACGUGCCCCCAGAGUGUUAAGGGGGCCUUGCGGAAGCCAUAGGGGGCUGCAGGGGACGUAUGUGGGGAGGGGGGGGGCAGAAGCCUGAUCUCAGGGAGGGAAGGGAGUGGAGGCCACAGUCUCCCAGUGGGUGAUGCUUUUGCUGCUGCUUAAUCCAACCCCCUCUCCAGAGCAGAGGGGUUUUUGGAGAGCAAAGGCCCCUGCCCCCUUCGCUCCUCUCCUCAUCAUUUGCAUUGGGCAUUACUGCCCCCCCUUGAAGCAAUAACUCCAAGCAGGCUCCAGCCCCUGGACCCCUGGGGUGGCCAGGGUUCCCCCCCCCCCCCAUCAGCUCCCACCCGGCCUCCUCAGGGGGUAGGGGGAGCACUGCCUCUAUGCCCUGCAGAGCAAUAACACUAUAUUUAUUUUUGGGUUUGGCCAGGGAGGUGCAGGGACAUAGGGCAAGCCAGGGCCCAGAGCCCUUGGCUGUACAGAGACUCUAUUUUAAUGUAUAUUUGCUGCAAAGAGAAACCGCUUUUGGUUUUGAACCUUUAAUGAGAAAAAAAAAAAUAUAUCGAGCUCAAGAACA